CGGGGUUUCCUAGUGAAGCGAACACACGGCGUCAUGGCGGAGGCCGGCUGUCGGAGGACUGUGGACUGAAAUGCCAACCGUUUACAAUCAUAUUUGACCACCGAGUUGUGGACUUGCUUCUGUUGGAAAGAGAGGAGAGGACUGUAGUUGAUUAUUCCGUGGACGGAGAAGAGCGGUUGCGGCUCGGGGCUGCUCUCCCUGACCGGGAGCUAGCUAGCUAACGUCAAAGACGUGGACGAUAAUACUUGAGAUUAUUUGGCAGAAGUCUACAUUUUGGACUUCAGCAUGGCUGGAUGCAGCAAGGAGGAAAGUGUAAGCAACAGCAGCAGAGAGUCAAGUAAUUCUGAUGAUGAAUCUGGUUCUGGAUCUGGUUCGGCAUCUGGAUCCAGCUCGGGCUCCAGUUCCAGCUCUUCCAGCAGCAGCAGCCAAUCAGGGAGCAGUGAGUCAGGAAGUGGAUCAGAAUCUGGCAGCCAGUCAGACUCUGAUGCCGAGAAAACCAAGGAAAAGAAUGAAACCUCAAACAAGUCAAACAUUGACGGAGCAGAGUUCUGGAAGUCUAACCCAAGUAUCCUAGCGGUGCAAAGAUCUGCUAUGCUCAGGAAACAGCAACUCCAACAGCAGCAACAACAACAGCAACAAAGCUCUUCCAAUAGUGGAUCUGAUGAGGACUCGUCAAGUAGUGAUGAAUCUGAUUCAUCAAGUGGAUCUAGGAGGAGAAGAAACACAGGCUCCUCAGACUCUGGAUCAGGUUCAGGAUCUGGGACUGGUUCUGGAUCAGACUCGUCAGCGGAGGACAACAGCGACCAGACAGUAUCCGACUAUGAGCCCAGCCACAAAAUCAUAAGCAAAAAACCUCCUACCAAGAUGAAUUUUCGAAAUGGGAAGAAAAGUAGCUUACAGAGGAAAAGAACCCAGAAGAGCUCUUCUUCUGACGAUGACGAUUAUCAGAAGGAGCUGUCAGCAGGGCUACGGCGGCAGGCCACCGUCAACAUCAGCUACAAGGAAGCUGAGGAGCAGAAGACAGACUCUGAUGACCUGGUGGAAGUACUUGGUGAGGAUGUUCCACAACCUGAAGAAGAAGAAUUUGAAACACUGGAGAGGGUGAUGGAAAGCCGGAUAGGAAGAAAAAGAGCAACGGGGAGCGCUACCACUGUAUACGCUGUGGAAGCAGACGGAGACCCCAAUGGUAGCUUCAAUCCAAGCAUAGAGGCUGGUGAGAUCCAGUAUUUCAUUAAGUGGAAGAACUGGGCCCACAUCCACAACACCUGGGAGACGGAGGAGACACUGAAGUUACAGAAUGUCAGAGGGAUGAAGAAACUGGACAAUUUCAAGAAGAAGGAACAAGACAAAAAGAAAUGGUUGAAGGCUGCAUCCCCAGAAGAUGUGGAGUAUUUUAACUGCCAGGAAGAACUCAUUGGUGACCUGCACUCCCAGUAUCAACUUGUAGAAAGAAUUAUAGGACAUUCAAACCAGAAAUCGGCAGCUGGUUACCCAGACUACCUGUGCAAGUGGCAGGGUUUGCCAUAUUCUGAGUGCAGCUGGGAGGAUGGUGCUCUGAUUGCUAAGAAGUUUCAGAAAUGCAUUGAUGACUACAUGAGCAGAAACCACUCCAAGACCAUUCCAUCUAGAGACUGCAAGGUGCUGAAACAGAGACCCAGGUUUGUGCCCAUGAAGAAUCAACCAGCCUACAUAGGAGGUGAUGGGCUGGAGCUCCGAGACUACCAGCUGGACAGUUUGAACUGGAUGGCUCACUCCUGGUGCAAAGGCAACAGUUGCAUCCUCGCUGAUGAGAUGGGAUUAGGAAAGACCAUCCAGACCAUCUCCUUCCUCAACUAUCUGUUUAAUGACCACCAGCUGUACGGGCCGUUCUUGCUAGUGGUGCCCCUGUCUACACUAACCUCCUGGCAGAGAGAAAUCCAGCUCUGGGCACCUCAGAUGAACGUUGUGGUCUACCUGGGAGACAUCAGCAGCAGGAACAUGAUCAGAACACAUGAAUGGAUGCACAUCCACAACAAGAGGCUAAAAUUUAACAUCCUCCUCACAACAUACGAGAUCCUCCUCAAAGACAAGUCAUUUUUAGGCAGUGUGAACUGGGCUUUCAUUGGUGUGGAUGAAGCUCACCGCCUGAAGAAUGACGAUUCGCUCCUUUACAAGACGAUGAUGGAGUUCAAGUCCAAUCACAGGCUGCUGAUCACAGGAACCCCGCUGCAGAACUCACUCAAAGAGCUCUGGUCCCUGCUGCACUUCAUUAUGCCCGAAAAAUUUCACUCGUGGGAGCUAUUUGAGGACGAGCAUGGUAAAGGACGUGACUCUGGCUACACCAGUCUACACAAGGAGCUAGAACCUUUUCUGCUGCGCCGAGUCAAGAAGGACGUGGAGAAGUCUCUGCCUGCCAAAGUGGAGCAGAUCCUCCGAGUGGAGAUGAGUGCUAUUCAAAAACAGUAUUACAAGUGGAUCUUAACCAGAAAUUAUAAAGCUCUGAGUAAAGGUACAAAGGGCAGCACAUCAGGGUUUCUGAACAUCAUGAUGGAGUUGAAGAAGUGUUGUAACCACUGCUACCUGAUCAAACCACCAGACGACAGUGAAAUCUACAAUAAAGCUGACACUUUGCAGCAACUGAUCCGCAGCAGUGGGAAACUGGUUUUACUGGACAAGCUUCUGAUUCGCUUGAAGGAGCGUGGCCACAGAGUUCUCAUCUUCUCCCAGAUGGUCCGGAUGCUGGACAUCCUGGCUGAAUAUUUGAGGAGCCGACAGUUUCUCUUCCAGCGGUUAGAUGGCUCCAUCAAAGGUGAGAUGAGGAAGCAGGCAUUGGAUCAUUUUAAUGCCGACGGUUCAGAGGACUUCUGUUUCUUGCUAUCAACCCGUGCUGGAGGUCUUGGUAUCAACCUGGCUUCAGCGGAUACAGUUGUCAUCUUUGACUCGGAUUGGAACCCCCAGAAUGACCUACAAGCACAGGCCAGAGCGCAUCGAAUUGGACAGAAGAGACAGGUGAACAUCUACCGUCUGGUUACUAAGGGGUCAGUGGAAGAAGACAUCAUUGAGAGGGCGAAAAAGAAGAUGGUGUUGGACCACCUCGUCAUUCAGAGGAUGGACACCACAGGGAAAACUGUCCUCCACACGGGCGCUGCCCCCUCCAGUUCAGCACCAUUUAAUAAGGAGGAGCUGUCUGCCAUCUUGAAGUUUGGUGCUGAGGAGCUUUUCAAAGAGCCAGAGGGUGAAGAACAGGAGCCUCAGGAAAUGGACAUUGAUGAGAUCCUCAAACGAGCUGAGACCAGGGAGAAUGAUCCGGGACCUUCCACUGUGGGAGAAGAGCUGCUGUCUCAGUUCAAGGUGGCCAACUUCUCCAUGAUGGAUGAUGAGGAAAUGGAAAUCAACUCUGAGCGCAGCCAUCGGAGCUGGGACAACAUCAUUCCUGAGGAGCAAAGGAGGAGGAUCGAAGAGGAGGAAAGACAAAAAGAGUUGGAGGAAAUCUACAUGUUGCCACGCAUGAGGAAUUGUGCAAAGCAGAUAAGCUUUAAUGCUCACAGCAGCCGGUUGAGCCGGAACAGAAGAUACUCGGGGUCCGAUAGUGACUCCACUUCAGACAGAAAGAGGCCAAAGAAACGCGGACGACCUCGGACCAUUCCACGAGAAAAUAUCAAAGGGUUCAGUGAUGCUGAGAUCCGAAGAUUCGUCAAAAGUUAUAAAAAGUUUGGGGGACCACUAGAAAGGUUGGAUGCUAUCGCUCGUGACGCAGAACUUGUGGAUAAGUCGGAAUACGACUUGAAACGUUUGGCAGAGACGGUUCAUAACGGUUGUUUGAGAACGCUUCGGGAAAACCCCUGUGGGCCUGAAAGGAGCUCAGGAGGCAGGAGAGGGAAGGUGAAAGGCCCCACCUUCAGAAUCUCUGGUGUCCAGGUGAACGCCAAACUUGUUAUUUCCCAUGAAGAAGAGCUAGCUCCACUCCACAAGGCUAUUCCUGCUGACCCAGAGGAGAGAAAAAAGUACAUGAUUCCUUGUCACUCGAAGGCAGCACAUUUUGAUAUUGAGUGGGGGAAAGAGGACGACUCCAGCCUCCUCAUUGGAAUCUACGAGUAUGGAUAUGGCAGCUGGGAAAUGAUCAAGAUGGACCCUGACCUCAACCUCACACACAAGCUUCUGCCCGAUGACCCUGACAAGAAGCCACAGGCCAAGCAGCUCCAGACGAGAGCAGACUACCUCAUCAAGUUACUAAGCAAGGACUUGGCCAGAAAAGAAGCACAGAAACAAGCGGGCACAGCCAACUCACGAAAGAGGAAACCGAGGAGCAAAAAGAGCAAAACUGUGAAGCCAACAAAGACAGAAGUGUUGAGGAGUCCAUCUGUAGAUCCUCUAUCAGACACAAGGUCGGACAACGAUGAGGAGGAGGAAGAGGAGGACGAGGAGGAGGAAGAAGAAGAAGAAGAGGAGGAGGAGGAGAUAGACGAAAAGGAUGUGACACCAGUGAAGCUGCCAAGCCGAAGGGCCCGAACAGACAGGGUGAUGGAGAAGGAGCCUGAGCAGGAGGAGGUUUCUUCACCAGGGGAGAGGGACCUAAAAGUAACAGAGAUCAAAAGAGAAAUAAAGGAGGAUGAUGGUUGGGAUGUGACAAAAGAAGCAAAGCCACCGGAACCUGUACACAAACAAGAGGACAUCUUGGAAAAAAAUGAUGCGGUUGAGAUGCGAGAACGGAUUAAAAAAGAUGCUGAUAUUCCAGUUCACAUAACGGCUAGCGGAGAAAACGUACUGCUGUUGGAGGAGUCUGAGGAACUGGACCAGAAGACCUUCAGUGUGUGCAAAGAGAGGAUGCGACCAGUGAAAGCAGCUCUGAAGCAGCUGGACAGACCAGAGAAAGGGCUGUCUGAGCGGGAACAGCUGGAACAUACAAGACAAUGCCUUAUCAAAAUUGGUGAUCACAUCACUGAAUGUCUGAAAGAGUAUUCAAAUCCUGACCAGACCAAACACUGGAGGAAAAACUUGUGGAUAUUUGUUUCCAAGUUCACAGAGUUUGACGCACGAAAAUUACAUAAACUCUAUAAACAUGCAAUCAAGAAGAGACAAGAGAACACCCAGGCGGUGGACCAGAACACUAGAAAUACAAACAUCCACAGCUACAAACACGCAGAUAUUGAGAGGCUAAAGGACAUGUCUCAUCACGACGACAGCAGCAGAGACAGCUACAGCUCAGACCGGCAUCAGCCUUCCAACAGAUACCAUGAAAGCAGCACAAAGGAGAGACACAGCACAGAGCAACACAGAAAGACCACAGGAGGAGAGUCCAGGAAAAGACCCUAUUCCACCUUCAGCAACGGCAAAGACCACAGAGAUCACUACAGGCCGGACAGCAGGGACAGAGACAGACAAGACAGGUACUACAGUGACGUUAAGCACAGGAAGCUGGAGGAGCUCCACUCCAGCAGAGAUCACAGGCCGGAUGUGAAGGACUAUGCCCACUCAGACCACCGUUCUUCCUACCGCUAUCACUCAGACUGGCACGCGGAGCAGCGAGCCUCCGCCAGCGGGCCUCGCUCGCCCAGAGACCAGCGCUCACCCUACGACUCGCGCUCACCAUUGGGACACCGCUCACCUUUCGACUAUUCCUCAGACCACAAGAGCACACCCGAGCAGGUCUGGAGUAGCCGAAAAACAUAACAGGAGGUGUGGGGGUGGCCACAGACUCACCAGCACAGCAGAUGCCUUACAGGGACUGAGGACGCGACGCUCCGGCUGCGUGACGCGCCAGGUCCCGCCAGGUCAGCGUGGCUGCUGAUUCCAGUUUCAGCAUGCGGCGAACUGAGAGGAAGAAAGCAGGCAGCAGAUUCAAACAGAAACAAAGCAGCUUAUUUUUGUAUUUAAGAGUUUAAAGCUGCAUCGUUGUGAAGGUGUAACAGCAUGCAGCACACGGUUAUUUUUGUUUUAUUUUUUUUUAUAAAGUCUGACUUUUUAGACCUCUGGAACCCAUCGACCCUGAGUGCUGCCUCCCUCCACUGACCCUCGACACUGGAUGCUCCGACUGUUCCGUUUGUCCGUACCGUCUCUCCGUCAGGUUCAACGUGUCUAUUUAAAAGUUCAUCUCUGAAUCACGUCUGAAGGAAGGCUAUGUGGUCAAAUCCCGUCUUGAGCUCAGGCUCAUCACCUCAAGUACCUCAUUUACAGCUUUUCUAAUUAAAUCAUGAGCUUUUUGUUUUGUUUUUUUUUGCCACCAUUAAUUAUUUAAUAACAUCUUAGCUGUAAAAAUGUCUGAGCUUCGUUUUUGUUUUGUUUUUUCUACCUUUAAGCGACAGCGUUGUAAAUGAUGUAAUAUAGAAAAUCAGUGGUCUCCUUCCUCAGGCUUUUUGAAUUUAUUGACUCUUUUUUUUCCCCCCAUGAACUCAGGCUUUUUUUUUUCUUUUUUUCUUUUUUGUCUUUACACAAGUGAGUUUCUCUGUAAUGAUGCUUUCAGAAUGUCACUUUUGGUAAAGAACGAAUUCUAACGAUACAGUUUUAUUCAGGAGUGAUUUUUGCUUCCAUUUUAAAUCUGUGAACUGAGAGCAAGUCGACUUCUGAAGUCAGUUUCUCAAACAGUUACCUUACACGUAGCCUGUUAAAUCCAAAAUAGAGUUAUGUAAUGUUUCUCUCACUUUUUCUUUUUUUCUUUUCUACGUAGGCAAUAAUGUUGAUGUUCUAUGCAGCCAAGUAUUUUCUGGUGAACCAUCCAACUGAAUGAAGUCACUGUUACGGUUCACUCUGUUGUACAUACAUUUCUUCUAUAUUUCAAAAGAAAUUUACACUGAAAGCGCAUGAAUUUUUAUGGACUGUUUUAUAUAGUUGUUUAUGAAGCCAUUAAAAAUCAAUCGCUGUAUUCACUCGUA
Thalassophryne amazonica is the source of this 6848-nucleotide messenger RNA. It is a transcript of the gene chd1, whose product is annotated as chromodomain helicase DNA binding protein 1. Gene Ontology annotation, biological process: nucleosome organization; regulation of transcription by RNA polymerase II. The transcript has 36 exons. Lineage: Eukaryota; Metazoa; Chordata; Actinopteri; Batrachoidiformes; Batrachoididae. Gene Ontology annotation, molecular function: ATP-dependent chromatin remodeler activity; ATP hydrolysis activity; chromatin binding. The record is from RefSeq and is a predicted model, not a curated record. Gene Ontology annotation, cellular component: nucleus; chromatin. Bases 286 to 5649 code for a protein of 1787 amino acids.